CGUCCCAUCCCACGUACACAUAUGAAAUAUCCCACCUCUCCUCGUCUCUUCCAUCCCAUUCACACUCGAAAACACAAUCCGACGCUCUCCUCUUACUUGAAAUGCUUGUAAGCCGCAUAUGAAUAACACGGAAGAGAGCAAAUUAAUGCAUUUUGGCUCGAAUGGGUUCACUCCACUUUGGAAUUGGCGGUUUUGGGAAAUAGUUCAAUAGUUAUGUACUUAUGUCCGAAAAACAAGAAUGUCAGGUCAACGCUUGUAAUGAACGCAUCCAAGUAGCCACGACUUGAAAAUCAAGACACCAACUUUUAAAACAUAUGCUGGGAAAAUUUAGCACUAAAAAAAGGAGGCAUACCAGCUUAACAGAAGAAGCUCCAAGAGGAAAUUUGGUUUUGUUUUUAGGCCUGACAAUAUAGUUAGGGCCUAACUUUAUGAACUAUGAAACAUGUUGGGCCAUAAUUGACAUUAGACUAUAAUAGGCCCGAUCACUAAAUUUCACCAUGGGAAAAUUGCAGGAAGCUCUAAAACCCAUUUUCUCAAACCCUUUCUUGCACUCGGACUAUUCUAUGUACAUGAAAAUGUUGCAGCUUUGCAUGGACAGGAAGGCUGAAAAAGCCGGUCGUUUGAUUCACAACAAACUAAUAACAAGUGGGUUUGAUUCAAAUGUCCACUUAAACACAAGACUGAUAAUCUAUUAUGCGAAGUUCGGUCACAUGGAUGCUGCUUGUAACCUGUUCGAUAAAAUGCGUCAGAGAAGUGUAGUGUCCUGGACUGCGAUGAUUUCUGGGUUUUCACAAAAUGGGUAUUAUGAAAAUGCUUUGGUAAUGUUAUUGGAAAUGCGUCGGGCGGGUGUGAAGGGCAAUCAGUUUACCUAUGGGAGUGCGUUGAGGGCAUGUACUAGUAUGAGGUGGUUGGAAGUGGGGAUGCAAGUACAUGGAUGCAUUCAGAAGGGUAGGUUUGUGGAGAAUUUGUUUGUUCAGAGUGCAUUGGUUGACUUGCACGCGAAAUGCGGGAAAAUGGAGGACGCACGAUAUUGGUUUGGGACGAUGUCAGAGAGGGAUGUGGUUUCUUGGAAUGUGAUGAUUGGUGGAUAUGCUGUUCAGGGAUUUGCUGAUGAUUCAUUUCGAAUGUUUCGUUCAAUGAUGAGAGAAGGAUUCAUUCCUGAUGGCUUCACCUUGGGAAGUGUCUUGAGAGCCUGUGCUGCUUGCAGUGGUCUCAUGAAGCUCAACCAGACACAUGGCUUAAUCAUCCGAUUGGGUUUUGGAUCACAUAAUGCUUUGACUGGAUCAUUAAUUGAUUCUUAUGCAAAAUGCGGAAGUGUAGGAAGUGCUUACGAUUUAUACAAGAGUAUGCCAGCAAAAGAUAUUAUAUCUUGUACUUCAUUGAUAGUUGGAUGUGCGCGCGAACAUAACCAUAGUAGAGAUGCCCUGGAUCUCUUCAAAGAAAUAGUUCAAAUGCACAUGGAAAUGGAUGCAGUCAUAUUUUGCUCCAUGAUUAAUAUAUGUGCCAAUAUAGCAUCAUUAAGCUUCGGAAGACAAAUCCAUGCUUUUGCUUUGAAAGUUCAAGCCUGUUAUGAUGUGGCCAUGGGAAAUGCUCUCAUUGAUAUGUAUGCAAAAUGUGGAGAAAUUGAAGAUGCUAACCGUGCUUUUGAUGAGAUGGAGGAGAAAAAUGUCAUUUCUUGGACAUCGUUGAUUGCCGGAUACGGGAAACAUGGCUUUGGCCAUAAGGCAAUUGCACUAUAUAAGGAGAUGGAACAUGAAGGGCUAAGGCCAAAUGAUGUUACAUUCUUGUCUCUUCUCUUUGCCUGUAGCCAUAGUGGAUUGACUGGUGAAGGAUCAGAAUGCUUCAAUAGUAUGGUCAACAAGUACAAUAUUUUGCCUAAAGCGGAGCAUUUUUCCUGUAUGAUAGACCUCUUUGCACGUGGAGGCCAGUUAGAAGAAGCUUAUAAUUUGCUAUGUGAGAUGAAAAUGAAACCUAAUGCUUCAAUUUGGGGUGCCAUUCUCGGGGCAUCUAGCACCUAUGGUAAUUUAUCUCUUGGGGAAAUAGCAGCCAUUAAUCUUUUUAAUAUGGAUCCCAAGAAUUCAGUUAACUAUGUUGUUUUAGCAAGCAUAUAUGCUGCACAUGGCGAAUGGGACAAUGUCUCCAAGAUGUGGAAUGUGAUAAAAGAGAGAGGUUUAAAAAAGGAUCCAGGAUGUAGCCUUUUACAAUCUACAAAGAGCAUAACUUCUAUUAGGUCAUGGCAGAAACUAGGAAGUUGUUGCCUUCCAAUGAGAAGUUGACACGUAAGCCUGGAGCAAGAAAAUCAAAUAGAAUCAAACCACCGGAUUUUCUUCAACGUCUGCUACAAACGUUGCCCAGAUUCCAGAAUCAGAACACCCAAUUAUCAAAACACACGAACACUGCCUAGGCCCGAACGCCGCCAUCCACGCCGGGACUUCUAAGAAAAUCCCACACCAGUAAUGCUCCGUCUCUUUCUCUGUCUGUGUUCUCUCUCUGAUUUUCUGUCUGCCUCUCUCUGUUUGUGUUCUCUCUCUUUGUCCAUCUUGUUCCACCACAAAAUGCUGAUGGUUGUGAAAAUGGUGAAAAUGGGUUCCAUUGAUGUCCAACUAGAUUAUUAUUUGGGUUUUAUUGGUGAUAGUUGGAUUUUUUUUUCUAUUAAUUCAUUCUUUGGUCCUGAUUCAAGUGUAAAGCAAUUCUUUCAUAAGUUUUUGUAUAAUCUAAAGGAAACAAAAAUGCAAAUACGCACACAAGGUGUAUGAUGAAAUGCCUCAACCAAUUUGCCAAAUUAUGGGAGGCUCUGUUGUUAAUGCAGGGAAAUCAAGACCAAAAUUGAGAAUGGUAAGAAGUGUUGGUUAUUCAAUUGAUUUUUGCAACGAUUUUGGUGAGCAAAUUUUAGUGACAACCGAGUGUUGCUGCUUCAUUUGCUUCAUUUGAAGAAUCUGUGCAAUGGAAUCUCGCAAGGGAGAAUCUGAACAAGCCACUUUAGCUCCCUUGAUUGGAUCCUCAAUUCAAUCAGCUACAGGUGUAGAGUACAAUAUUACAGGAGGAAAGGACAUAACCCUGCAGGAAGUGAAUAGAGUGUCUCAGGUGCAGUGUACUAAUAUCUGCAUAUGUAACAACCUUUUGCAGGUUGUGACAAGUUUGGCAGAUCCUUCUGCUAACAUCAUAUUUGGACCGGUGGUGGAUGACCGCUACAAUGGAGAGAUUCAUGUUACUAUCAUUGCUACAGGCUUCUGGCAGUCAUUUCAGAAGACAUUAUUAACAGAUCCCAAGGCUGCAAAGCUGAUUGACAAAGUUGCGGCGGGCCAAGAAGGUAAGGGAAUGCCCUUUCCCCUCAAGUCCACAACCUUACCUUCAACUGUUCCAGCAAGACCGUCUACACGAAAUCUUUUCUUCUAAUGCCUUUCUGUUUUUGUUUUUGUUUUAACUCGUUGUGCUAUUUGGCUCUUUAAUGAUCUCGAAGCUAAAUGUAUGAGAAUGACAUUUUGUUUUAGUGGUUGCUCAGUUUUUAUGUAGUUGGAGUACUCUUAUUAUGAUUUUUUAAAUUUUGUUCAUCUUUUUCUCCUUGUUAGAGAGUUCUUAUAUAUUUUCUGUGUACCAAAGAUGCGCUCCUCCACUUUUCU
This is a messenger RNA of Alnus glutinosa, 3620 nucleotides long. Its product is annotated as pentatricopeptide repeat-containing protein At3g20730. Gene Ontology annotation, biological process: RNA modification. The coding region runs from base 498 to 2276 and encodes 592 amino acids. NCBI's taxonomy places the organism in Eukaryota, Viridiplantae, Streptophyta, Magnoliopsida, Fagales, Betulaceae. The transcript has 5 exons. Gene Ontology annotation, molecular function: RNA binding; protein binding. The record is from RefSeq and is a predicted model, not a curated record.